Messenger RNA from Spodoptera frugiperda (fall armyworm), 1667 nucleotides. RefSeq lists its product as uncharacterized. The record is from RefSeq and is a predicted model, not a curated record. Gene Ontology annotation, molecular function: nucleic acid binding; zinc ion binding. The transcript has a single exon. Lineage: Eukaryota; Metazoa; Arthropoda; Insecta; Lepidoptera; Noctuidae. Bases 210 to 1394 code for a protein of 394 amino acids.
CGUUGUCAAAACAAUAUUGGACAACGCAGACGCAUGCAGUCGUGCUCGUUAACGUAAAUAAUUUAUAUAAAUUGACAAUUUUUAAUUGUGACCUACUUUAGUGACUAAGCAUACUUAUACCUUCUACAUAUAAUAUUAACUAAUUGUUUAAGUGUUUAUUUGAGUGAACUUCAAAGAAUGGACAAGUGGUGAUUUUACACAAAAUCUAGAUGGAUAGCAGCCCCUUCAACCGAAGCGGGCUAACGCGCCGCUCUCCACCACCGACACCACAACCACUAGCCCAAACCCCCAGCCGAGAGCCAAUAGAGAAAAUGGAGACCAUCUCAACGCCCGAAUUACAAAACUGGAUGGGGUCCAUCGAACAAAGCCUAAACGAGGUCUGCUCUAUUACUACCGAAGGCAAGCUUAACUCAGAACAAAAAUUGAGAGUAAGUAACCUCUGUCGAAAAGUGGGACAUAACGUAGCGCAACUAGCCGUGCAGUACCAGUCCUUAAAACAAAAGGCCGUACAAACACAUUACUACCUCCAAGCCCUGAACGAAAAACAAGACCUGACAGAAAAACUAGCUACAGAAAUCAAGACUGUAAUAAAAGAGUCCUGUACGAAGCCAAUUUCUGAAAGCACUUCCUUUGCUGAUAUGGUGAAGAAAGGGUCCAACAGCUUCGUUCGUCCAGUUCAACAUAGUGCAGUGGCGAUAUACCCGAGUGAUAACUCAAAGACGAGCGAUGAAACGAGAAACCUGGUCCAAAAAAUCGUGUGCCCUGAGGAAAUGAAGUUGAAAGUCCGAGGAGUCCGUAAAGUCCGAAAUGGCGGCGUGAUUAUCAGCACUGAGACCAAGGAUGACCUCGAAAAAUUGAAACAAACUGUCCAGCAUGCAAACUCAGGGCUCACCGUCGACGAACCACAGAAACGGAAGCCCCGCAUAAUAAUAAUAGGAGUUCCCUCAUCAAUGGCAGAAAGUGAGGUCUACAGCUGCAUCUUUGAACAAAACAUGGUCGAUAAAGUCCCAUCUAUGACUCGAGAUACAUUUCUGUCCUCAAUAAAGCUGAGCCACAAAUCUGGCAGGAGAGAUUCAGACCACCAUAACUUGAUCUUAGAAGUAUCAGCCGUCAUACGAAAAGCCCUCAUCACCCAAGAUCGAGUUUUUAUAAACUGGACGUCCUGCCCGGUGAGAGACUUCACUUUAGUAACUAGAUGUUACAACUGUCAACAGUACGGUCACGCGGCUAAAUCAUGCAAAAACACUGCCCCGGUUUGCGGACACUGUAGUGAAGAGGGACAUUCAAUCAAGGAAUGCACCAAGAAAAAUGACUCUCCAAAAUGUGCCACGUGCCUGCGCUUCAAAAACCAGGUAACCAUAAAACCGGAGAUAUUGAUUGCCCGGCUAGGAUAGCUGCUGAAUUCAGGUACAUAAACUCGAUCGAUUAUGAAGGCGCCUAAGAGCGUCACAUAAUAUUUCAUUACUUAGGAACUAAUUCUCAACUAGUUAUUAUUAUAAUAUGGAUAUCAAUUUAAUUACGCAAAUAGAUAAUAGUUUCUCACCUGUGACCAAAGCAUGCGAUGUUGAAGACUGCAAACAACAUCUGUCUGACUUUCAAAACUCAUUAACAGUACUAACCCAAAAUAUUCGUAGUAUAUAUAAGAAUAUAGACAGCUUCAAUAUUUU